AGUACCUUGUUUCCUACCUCCUGAGCGGGGAAUAUAUGCCUGGUCUUACUCUAAAGGUCAAUGGAACUAUAAUAAAUACAUCAACUACCUGAUCGCCGGUGUUACUUCAACUAGGUUGCGAGAUGUAGUUUCAAGAGUGGAUGUCUAACGGUGACUAUCCCUGAGCAAGGCUACAUACCCUUAUUCACCGCAUCCUAACACUAGGAGAUAUUUACUUGAUAUACCUAACUGAUGUAUAACCAAGAAGCUCAACUAUGUCGCUAUCUACCUUGUGCUUUGCCGUCUUCCUUGGGGUUGCUGUCCGCUUAGCUGCAUGCUCUGCAGACGAAUGUGCAUCACUCGGCGCCCAAAUUCCAGUUCAUAAUAGUACAAUCCUUAUGUAUAAUUACUUACUUAAUGGAACAACUAUUGAUCUUCCUGGGACUGCGGAGUCCUGUGGAGGCCCGAACCUCAAAGCUAACGCCACAGCCAAUCUCUGCCGGCUUGUGUUCACCGUCACGACUUCUCCCUCGAGCGAGAUACAGCUAGAAGCCUGGCUCCCAGAUUUGCAGACCUGGAACGGAAGAGUGUUAGCGACAGGGAAUGGCGGCAUUGGGGGAUGUAUCGACUACGCUACUAUGCAAAAUGGGGCUGGACUGGGAUUUGCAUCUUUCGGGACUAACUCUGGGCACAACGGAUCAGUAGGAUAUGAGUUUUUCCUGGACCAACCUGAGGUUAUCAACGAUUUCGGCCAUAGAGCAAUUCACGUCGAAGCAGAGGUCAGCAAGGAAUUGGCACAUCAGUACUACGGAACCGGAGCGACCAAGACGUAUUACGCAGGCUGUAGCACGGGGGGUCGUCAAGGUUUUCAAAACGCGCAUUUGUAUCCUGAAGACUUCGAUGGGAUGCUUCUUGGGAGCCCGGGUGUCGACUGGUUACACAUUGUGGCCUCUAAGGGGAUCCUAGCACGACGUAUUGGAUGGCCUCAUCUAAAUUCAUCGGCUUAUGUGCGUCCAGAGCAGUGGCCAGCCAUCGUCGAAGCACAGAUUAGAGAAUUAGAUUCUCUAGAUGGAGUAACGGACGGUAUUAUAGACGAGCCAACAAAGCACCGGUUUGAUCCUGAGAGCCUAGCAUGCGGUACCGGCCUACUUAACUCUUCACUUUGCCUUAGCCCACAGCAGGUAGAAUCUGUGCGUAGAGCGUAUGAGCCAAUCAUUAGUGCCUCGGGUCAAAUCGUUUAUCCAGCUUUCGAACUAGGCUCCAAGACUGAUGUAUUCUCCGAGAAUCAGGAGAACGGGACAGUUAGGUUGAGUUAUACGAUCCUUGAAGACUUCUGGCGUGGCGCAGUUUUCAAUGAUACCCAUUGGACACCAGAGAAUUUUAAUGAAUCGGACAUGGAUUUUGCCGUAAGCAUCAACCCAGGGCAAGUCAAUGCUGCUGAGAAAGACCUGUCGAGUUUCUAUCGCAGAGGCGGUAAGAUUAUCUCGUAUCAUGGGAGAAAUGAUGAGACUGUAACUUCUGCUCUUUCCGAACAAUUCUUCACUGGGGUUCAGGCUGCGCUGAACCUCACACUACAAGAUAUGCAUAGUUUCUACCGACUAUUCUUCCUUCCCGGAAUGCAUCAUUGCUCAGGGGGACUAGGCCCCUGGAGUAUAGGGAAUGCGCAAAAAUAUCCGUUCGACAAGACACUCCUAGAUUCCAAAUAUAAUGCACUUAUCGCGUUAGUUAACUGGGUCGAAAAUGGGACGGCGCCGGAAACAAUUGUUGGUACAAAGUACGAAAACGAUCUUAUUGGGGGUAGAAUCACGGCACAACGAACAUACUGCUCCUAUCCUAUGGUUAGCAAAUGGGACGGCAUGGGUGAUGCAAAUCUGGCAACUAGCUGGGAGUGCGUUUUAUGAAGUCGAACAGAACACGAAGCGUACUUGGAUGGGGAAAACGAGUGAUAUACUAGAUAGGUUAGGUACUUUAGGAAUUUCUACUCUGGAAUGAUUGCCUACUAUUUCCCCUUAAUUAAUGCCUACUCCAACAUAAGUUUACCAACCCCUGAAUAGACCUUUCUA
Daldinia loculata is the source of this 2042-nucleotide messenger RNA. Its product is annotated as tannase and feruloyl esterase. Bases 255 to 1880 code for a protein of 541 amino acids. The record is from RefSeq and is a predicted model, not a curated record. The transcript is spliced from 3 exons. Lineage: Eukaryota; Fungi; Ascomycota; Sordariomycetes; Xylariales; Hypoxylaceae.